This is a messenger RNA of Fusarium graminearum PH-1, 2784 nucleotides long. RefSeq lists its product as uncharacterized. The record is from RefSeq and is a predicted model, not a curated record. NCBI's taxonomy places the organism in Eukaryota, Fungi, Ascomycota, Sordariomycetes, Hypocreales, Nectriaceae. The transcript is spliced from 6 exons. Bases 1 to 2784 code for a protein of 927 amino acids.
AUGUCUACACGUUACAAUGUCACACUCGACACAGGUACUCCUGCCGAUGGAGCAGACAACCGGGGUUUCGACCAGGUUACUGCUCUGUCCCAGGGUGUCAUCAACGCGAGCUUUCAACAACUUUUCAAGUCCGUUGAAGGAGUGAACGAGAUCGCCUAUGUGUCUCGUCUGCAAGGUCGAUUUGAAGCCGUGAUUGAUGCACCAUCUAUCAUGAUCAACGGCGCCACGACAAAUGCCACUGAAAUCAUGUACAUCUUUCGAAUCAAGAGCGGCAAGUUCCUUUUCAUCGAUGGCGUUGAGCGCAAGAUCUACGACUGGGCUCUUGCUAUACCAACCAAGGUCAAUGAGGUAUCUUAUGAAGAAACGGCUGGAGAUACCCCAGAGGCCGCCCGUCGCAAGAAACGUUGGAGAAAGGAGUUGCAGGAUAAAUACCCUGGCUUCGUUCCUGGCGACUAUUCCGUUCAGCGCAUCUUCUGUGCUCUUGGCAGUGCCGGAUGGUACAAGCCUGAUGAAGACUCUAGUACCGUGUGGGAUCCAGUUGCUCAGCAGACCAUAUCUUACAAGAGAAGUAAGUUGUUCCAGAUCGCGCGGCUCUUAGGAGACUGGAGAGCUAACAUCUGGCCCGUCCACAUUUUCAAUCAGGUCUACCCUUACCUGACAAGCGACCAAGACCGAGGCACCAUGAGCCUUGGACGGUACACGGAUGAUUACAUUAAUCCCAGCAAUCCAUAUGGAAAGCUCACACCUGGUGAUUACAACUGCCUCUUAUACUGCGAGCAAGUCGAUCGCCCAACAGGCAAGAAGACGACCAUAUUUGAGAACGGCCGCUCCAAGAUCGUGGAUGAGGUCGCCGCCCGAAAUCUGCCGAAGAACCUCAAGCUAGGCCAUAGCGGGAACCUGGCCGAGCCUGGCAUCGUCGGCUCCUAUGUUAUCCACCAUCGCAUCUUCCUCCUUGAUUUCCUUCUGCCGCAGCUUCAAGAGCUAUGCAUGGCUACCUUUGUUCAAGUCGGGAAGCCUGAUAGGCGCUGGGAUACCUCGACUAACUGGCCCAACUUCUGGUCGAAUCGUUCCAUUGGGUGUGAACUCGAAGGCCAGCCUGCGAGAGAAGCCAGUGACUCUAUCUUCAAGUUUGAACAUAAGUCUGAUUCCAAAGGAGAUUAUUAUAUGUGGUUCAAGAAGAGCGAGGCGAACGGCCUAAAAGACAUCCACACUUACAAGUAUCCAGAUUCAGACAGGAUUUGCAUGUACAACAACUACAACAUGUGGGCUGACUCGAGCGUCGAAGUCCGUUGGGUGGCAGGCAGCGAUCGGCUAGAGGUUACAGGAAAGGUAUAUCAUGAGACCUACAUUGCAUACUCAUACCUACCUGAAGUCACAACCGACCUUCAAAGAAAGCACACCAAGUACACAGCCAGCUGGUCAUUUCAAAUAGUGCUCAAGACAGUUGAAAGAACCGUCAAGGUAGACGACAAAGAGGUCAAGUUCAUGGCCUUGGAGGCAGUGAUUGAGGGUAUCAACAAGUCCACAAACGUGCCCCUCAACACCUCAGUCGACUGCAUAUCGGUCCUGGAUGAGACACCAGAACGCGGCUCAAAACAAUGGAUGCUUGACAAGCUCAGUAAGAUGAUCUCCACUGGCAUAGGUAUCGUCUCUGCCAAUUUGGAAAAGCGCUUUCGCAACUCGGGCAAGUAUAACUAUCCAGGUUAUGGCGAGCUCGAGUUCACGGAUCCCAAGUUCACGUCUGUUGGUAACAUUAUCACCAAAGUCAACUUCAAACCGCCGUCCCAUUCUGACGGGAAAAUGUAUUUCCCAGCCGUUGACCCCAAGGACCAUGUCUUGGUUCCGCCUUCCAAGCCAGAUCCCGAUACCUCCACAUUCCAGGAAGGCCUCAAGCACACUGGUGAGCUGUCUCUUGACUGGCACCAGACUCUCAACUACAACAAGGAUACGGGCAUUGGACGUCUGACUUUCACUGUCUCCAACCGAAAUAAGUUGAAGAAGGAUUUGGCCUAUGGGUUUAUCCGUAUCAGUCUCGAGUACACGCCAAACAAGCUUGUUGACGGCCGGGUGAAGGAUGCUACACUCUUCGGCCCUGAUGAUUGGGAAAAAGAGCAGAAAGCCGUGGUGCCAGAGCCGGAUGGGAAAAAGGACACAGUGCCUGAUCCGGUCGGCGAGGUUCCUAAGGAGACCACAAAGACCGAAACUAUCAGCAGCCAGCCUGAUCAAGAUGCCGAUGUGCCGAGUGGUCCAGUCCAGAGCCCUCCUGGUAUACUUCCAAAGCCACCACAGAAGCCAACUCGACAAGUCCCUGCCACGGGUGAUAGGAAGCCCAAAGGAAACGUGUACGCUUUUGAGCGUCGCUGGGUUGUUGAUCCAGAGCAAUAUGAGGAUGUCGAUGGGGCCACCAUGGACCUAGAACCAACUAUCUCCGUCAACCCUCUGACAAAGGCAAUCGACAUCACAUUCGAGCCUAUAGCCAAUCUCACCCCUGAAGAAGAAGAAGAAGAGUAUACGCCAUCACCCGAAGGUUUUGUCAUCCCAUAUAACCAGACUUUUACGCUCGACCUACAGGGUAGAAUCGAGCCGGGUGAGUAUGCUAUUCAGAUUUACGAAUCUUGGAAAAAGAUUGAUAAGUAUAAGCUAUCAGAGGGUAGCUUUGCGAUUGACUGGAAGAUGGCUAGUCUUCGAGAGGUAUCUCCUCGCAAGUUCAAGACGGACGUAUGGGAUGUUUCAGACCGUAUUGCAGAGGAAGAGGCGGCUAAGAAGAAGGAUACACAGUCGUAA